CCGGAUCGGUCAAUUGCGGUGGCCACGGGCCGGCGACACGUACUCGAUGGGCAGCCCCGACAUCAUCAAGACGUUCCACGUGGAUACGGCGAAAAAGCGAGUGAAAGAGCUCGUGAAGGAAACCCAAGCGAUAGUACCGGAGGGCACUGGCGGCGAACUCCGUUUGUCGGACCAUCGUCUGGACGACCAUUUCAGUGUCCAUGUGAGUCUUGCCGUGGAAUGGAAUGCGGUGCUGUUGACCGUGCUGGAUGUGUCGUUCAACAAGUUCUCUGACGGACUCGCCCGGGGCUUGGGGGGCAUGUCCGUGCAGCUUCCAUCUCUGCAUACCGUCAACUUGUCCAACAACAACUUUGCAGACGCCAGCAGCGACUCUUUAAUACGGUUCCUCGCCAAAGCUCCGGCGCUCGCACAUGUCGAUCUCUCGUUGAACCACUUGGGCAAGAUGUGCGCCAAACACCUCUCCACCGCGCUCCCCCCCGUGAGCCUGAAAUCGCUCGUAUCGUUGAAUCUGUCGUCCAACAAGCUUCUCGACGACGGGUGCGACUUGAUCUGCCACGCCCUUGCAACACGAAAGAAUGCCGUCCAGACCCUCACCCUUUCAAUGAACCAGUUGACGGAUGCCGCCAGCGUCGGCCUCGCCCACAUGGUGGCCGUGUCGUCGAUCCGCGAGCUGGCCGUGUCGGGCAACUGCAUUGGCGACCAUGGUGCAAGUGCGAUUGCGUUCGCGAUGGACAAGAGCGCGACUUUGAACACGCUGUAUUUGGAUAGCAACACGAUUGGAAAGUCUGGGGCGUUUACAUUUCUCAACGUGUUGCGGUCGAACCCGAGCAAAACGUACCGAGUCCUGUGCCUGAACGACAACCCAGCCGACGCUGCUUUGCUUGCCCAAGUCGCCCAGAAGCGACUCAGCCAAGUGCUUCUCGCUUGCUACCCAAGCUGCCCUGAAGACGGCGUGAUGGACCUUCACGGCCCCCAUCUUCAUGAGCUCGUAGACGCUUACAUGGACGACGCCCUGUGCAAUACGGCAGUUCGCAUGCUUCGUGGCUUUCCACAGUUGGUCGACGUCAACUUCAGCAGCAACGCCAUCGGGGAUUCGGGGGCACUUGAUAUUGGCCUAUACCUGGCAUUGAACCCUUCGGUCACCCGGCUGAAUGUGUCGGGCAACUUCAUAGCAGACACUGGAGCGCUCGGGCUCGCCAAGGGCUUACUCGUCAACAGUUCGCUGACCGAGCUACACGUGGGCCACAACCGCAUAGGCGACGCGGGGGUCGCGAGCAUUUAUGCGACGUCGUUCGACAACAAAAAGAGCGUUCUGUCGACGAUUCACGUCAAGGGCAAUCUCCACUCGACAGAAGGCGACACGACCGUCCAUGCCAUUGUUCAGUCCAAAGCCCUUGCCCAACGGCUGCGAGGAGGUACACCUGCCGUCUUGGAUCUUGCGGGUAUGGGCCUCCGUCGGUUUGGUGCCGACGUGUUGGCAGAGCAUUUGAACGGCAGGGUGGACACCUCGGCGGUGUCCAUGACAUGCGAAGUCGUAAAUCUGUGCCGAAAUGCCCUCGGCGACGACGGUGCCAAGAGCAUGGCGUCGCUCCUGAUGUCCAACACGACCAUCGUAAAACUCGACCUGAGCUGCAACGGCAUUGGAGACAGCGGCGCGAUCGCGUUGGCCGCCAUGUUCCGCGUCAACACAACCCUUCGAGCAGUAAACUUGCGGGCGGCGUACGGGGCAUCGCCUUCGACGUCCCAAGUUAUCUCCGAGGCCGGUAUGCUCGAACUGAGCGCGGCCAUGCAAGUGAACACUGGCAUCCAAGUGCUCGACGUGCGAGACCAUUGCGCCAAUUCCCGCGUCGUUGCGUCGUGGGUGCACAUGUUGCAGCACAACACGGGGCUGCAAAAGUUUAACGGUGGCACCCCCGCGUCGUUCCUGGCUCGCCACGACGUCCACCACCAAGGGAACUGAUGCCACCGGAUCGACGGCGAAUUGAGGACAGAAAUAUGGACGGUACGAAAGGAACUAAGCGGCCAGCUCCUUUGUGCAUGAGGGGUUUCGAGUGCACGUUAUUCAACGAUUUUGUGCUUCCCCC
This is a messenger RNA of Aphanomyces invadans, 2084 nucleotides long. RefSeq lists its product as hypothetical. Gene Ontology annotation, cellular component: perinuclear region of cytoplasm; nucleus; cytosol. NCBI's taxonomy places the organism in Eukaryota, Oomycota, Saprolegniomycetes, Saprolegniales, Verrucalvaceae. The transcript is spliced from 9 exons. The record is from RefSeq and is a predicted model, not a curated record. Gene Ontology annotation, molecular function: GTPase activator activity; small GTPase binding. Gene Ontology annotation, biological process: activation of GTPase activity; nucleocytoplasmic transport. Bases 47 to 1960 code for a protein of 637 amino acids.